Messenger RNA from Musca vetustissima, 1669 nucleotides. It is a transcript of the gene Jasper, whose product is annotated as PC4 and SFRS1-interacting protein. The record is from RefSeq and is a predicted model, not a curated record. NCBI's taxonomy places the organism in Eukaryota, Metazoa, Arthropoda, Insecta, Diptera, Muscidae. Gene Ontology annotation, molecular function: double-stranded DNA binding; transcription coregulator activity. Gene Ontology annotation, biological process: regulation of transcription by RNA polymerase II. The transcript has 3 exons. Gene Ontology annotation, cellular component: nucleus. Bases 5 to 1669 code for a protein of 554 amino acids.
AACAAUGGUUAAAGAAAAGAAACAAUUCAAUAUUGGCGAUUUGGUAUUUGCCAAAGUCAAGGGAUAUCCCGCUUGGCCAGCAAAGAUUACCAGAUACAACAACAAAAAGUAUAAUGUAUACUUUUAUGGAACGGGUGAGACGGCCAAUAUUAAAUUGGAAGAUCUAUUCCAAUACAAGGAGAACAAGGAGAAAUUUGCCACCGAUAAGAAUAUGAAACGUAAUAAUUUUCGUGAGGCAAUGGAACAAAUUGAGGCUGCCCUCAAUGGCGAAGACUCGGCGCCAAUUGAUUUACCAGCCGUAGUUGCUGCUGCGGCCGGCAAUGUGGAUACAACAAUUGACUCAUCACAAUUGGAGGGACAAUUUGAUAAUACCAUGGAUGAAAGUGCAGCCGCUGUAAAUGAUACUACCGUGGGCGGAGGUGUGGAUGAUUCACAAAUGGAGGAAGCCAAAGAAGAGGAUGAACCUGUUGCUAAGGACAAAGAAGAAACAAGUGCUGCUGAAACAACUGCAACAGUGCCUGAGAGUGAAGUUGUCAGUCGCAGUGGACGUAAAAUUAAAUUAAAACGUUAUAUUGAUGAUGAUGUUGAUGCCGGAGGAAUUUCACAUGCACCAGCUGCCAAAAAGAAGGUUCCAGCCGAAGGAAUAGCCGCCCAUGAAACCAAAACAAAAUCGGACAAAAAGAAUUCAUCGAGUGCUAAACCUGUAGCAACUAUUACACCUACGGUUAAAAAUUCUUCGGGUAAAAAUGAAUUUCUUAACAACCUACUAUUGGCCUUUGUACCACCGGCCAAGUGUGUUGGCAUUAAAUUGGACUAUCAGAAACCGGAAACAUUCGAAACACCCGAAGAAAAAGAAAAAUGGGAAGAGAAUGCCCUCAAGGAAGCCGAAGAACUUAAAACUAAACUUGAAAUGGGUACUAUCAAAUUAGAUUCCGUUUGGGAUCGUGUCGUGGUGAAUCCAUCACGUAGCAAAAUACAUCCCGAUGCUGUUAAUCGUUUCACCAGUCAAUUGAUCGAACAGGAAGAUGCUCUGAUUAUUGAACGGGAUUUCAUACAGCUAUCAGCACAGUUGCGAGAAUGUUUGGGUUUGAAGCGGGCCGAUGUUGAUCGCUGUUUGAAAAUCAUUAAACAAUAUAAAGAAUUCCAAUUGACCAAGGUCAUGUUGUUGCGCAAUCCCGAUUGUGUUGAUAGUAUACGUCGCAUGCGCCGCUAUAUUGGCAAUUUGAAGUUGUGGAAUCUGAGCGAAGAGGAGGAGGCUGAUUUCAAGGCUAAAGCUGAGAUUAUACGUUCGGAGGCCGUUUUGAUUUAUAAUAAUUUCAAGAAAAUAUUCGGUCCCAGCACAUCAACCCACUUCUGGGAGGAAUUCUAUAAUCAGGCGCAAGCCUAUGCUGAGAACACCAAGCAUAUGAAUAAUCGUAUAAUCCUAAGCGAGGAACAUUACAAGACAUUGUCGGGCAAUAAGAAUUCGACGAAAAGUUCCAAAAGUAAAGGAAAAAAGACAGAUGUAAAAUCGGAACAAGACGACGAAAUACCAUCAACUGAUGCCGAUGAUGCGACAAAACAAGAGCAGCACGAAGAGGAGGAGGAUGGAGAGGCAACAACAAAGGCAAUUGAUGUAGAUGAGAAUCAUCAUACCACAACAACAACAGCAGCCGUAGAAGCCAAUUGA